AUGCCUUCUUUCUACAUGUCGGCGGCCCGUCGGAGGGCGGAGAGGCGGAGGAACGCUCUCCCCACCGACGACUUCCUCUGGGACAUGGCCAACCACUUGAAACGAUCGAGAGAGCUGGCGCCAGCCAGCUCGCCAGGACGGUCGCCAGCACAGUCACGAGGAGGGUCGUCAGCUGGGUCGCCAGGACGGACGCCACAACGGUCGGAGCGACCGUCGCCGCCGGCUCAGUCUUCUGGGCGUUUGUCAGGACGUUCACCUAUCCGGUCUCAAGGACGUUCGCCAGCACGCCAAUCAGUAGGGUCGCCUAGACGCUCGCCACGACGUUCGCCAGAACGGUUGCAGUCACGGUCACGAUCGCCAGAACGGUCGCCUGCACAAUCACAAUCACCACCACCACCACAAGCGCACUCACAAGAGCGGGCGAGCGAGCGCAAAGAGCGCAAAGCCCUGAUGGACAGACUGUGGGACCGGGCCGACGCGCUGCGCGAGAUCGACGAGGAGCGGGAAGAGCGCAAGACCGAAGCCCACGCCGCCAUCGAGCGGUCGAGACGGAGGAUCGUCGACGGCCCCACGGACGAGGAGCGGCGGGCCGCCACGGAGGCACAUCUGGCCAGGUACACCGAGGAGGAGAGGACCGGACACAAGUGCGGUCCGUCCUGCGAGGAACACCCCUUUGGGGGCUGGGACUUUGGGAUUCCCGGCUCGGAUGGCGAGAGGGAAGUCAAUCCUUUGGAUUUGUUGGAUUGA
Molecule: messenger RNA, 747 nt
Organism: Fonsecaea nubica
Lineage: Eukaryota; Fungi; Ascomycota; Eurotiomycetes; Chaetothyriales; Herpotrichiellaceae
Exons: 1
Coding region: 1-747 (248 amino acids)
Source: RefSeq, a predicted model, not a curated record